AAACGAAUGUGGAUCAAAUCCUUGUACCAACGGGGAUUGUUUGGACGAGCCGAACAUGUACAGCUGCAACUGUUAUUCUGGUUGGACUGGCGUGAACUGUCAGAUUAACGAAAACGAAUGUGGAUCAAAUCCUUGUACCAACGGUGAUUGUUUGGACGAGCCGAACAUGUACAGCUGCAACUGUUAUUCUGGUUGGACUGGCGUUAACUGUCAGAUUGAUAUUGAUGAUUGCUCCGCUGAAGCAUGUGCAAAUGGGGGAACCUGUGUGGAUCAUUUAAAUGCAUAUACCUGUGAGUGUCCUAAAGGUUUUCGUGGAGCUAUUUGUGAGAACGAUGACCCUUGUGCAUCGAAUCCAUGUAUGAAUGAUUGCUCAUGCAGCGUGGUGAAUGAUACGACAGCAGUAUGUACUAGCGACUCGGUCUAUAUUACUGGAACAUUUUGUGAACAAGGUAGGCUUACCUAUGUAUCAUUUUAAGGGCUUCUUUGAUAUAUGAUCUUUCUUACGAUUCGCUAACUCAA
Molecule: messenger RNA, 519 nt
Organism: Strongylocentrotus purpuratus (purple sea urchin)
Lineage: Eukaryota; Metazoa; Echinodermata; Echinoidea; Camarodonta; Strongylocentrotidae
Product: fibropellin-3-like
Exons: 4
Coding region: 56-475 (139 amino acids)
Biological process (GO): establishment or maintenance of epithelial cell apical/basal polarity; heterophilic cell-cell adhesion
Cellular component (GO): plasma membrane; protein-containing complex
Molecular function (GO): calcium ion binding
Source: RefSeq, a predicted model, not a curated record